AUGGACGCCGGGACCGCCGCCGCCGCCGCACCUCCGCCGACGACGGCCCUGUCGAACAGCGAGCCUGCCAAACAGCAGCAGCAGAAACCCCUCCAGAUCUCCUUUCCGCUUCCGCGCGCCCCGAAUGCCCGCGUCAACCUGCACCUGACCGUGCAUUCGAAAUCGCUGCUCCUCUUCGUCACGACGACCUCUGCCGAGCAUGACUCCGGCGUCACCGCGCCCGUGGGCAGCUUCGUCUACGCCAUGCCGAAUCUCGCCAACCCCACCGCACAACCGCUGAGCACGCCGCUCUACCCGCAGACACCGACGCUGGACCUAGCAACGCGGUUGGCGAAGAUCCUGGCGAGGCGGACCGGCCGCCCGACCUACGUUGGCAACUCGACGUCGUUUGCGAGCGCGGGCGCUGGCGGGAACGUCGAGGAGGAGAUGGAGGGCUUGGCGCGGGUGGUCGAGGUCGUGGUGGAGGAAGUGAAGAAGGCGGAUCAGGCUGCUGCUGCUGCUGGAGUGUGA
Lasiodiplodia theobromae is the source of this 510-nucleotide messenger RNA. RefSeq lists its product as uncharacterized. The record is from RefSeq and is a predicted model, not a curated record. Lineage: Eukaryota; Fungi; Ascomycota; Dothideomycetes; Botryosphaeriales; Botryosphaeriaceae. The transcript is spliced from 2 exons. Gene Ontology annotation, biological process: proteasome assembly. Bases 1 to 510 code for a protein of 169 amino acids.